Orbicella faveolata is the source of this 1414-nucleotide messenger RNA. Its product is annotated as high-affinity lysophosphatidic acid receptor-like. The record is from RefSeq and is a predicted model, not a curated record. NCBI's taxonomy places the organism in Eukaryota, Metazoa, Cnidaria, Anthozoa, Scleractinia, Merulinidae. Gene Ontology annotation, cellular component: membrane. Gene Ontology annotation, molecular function: G protein-coupled receptor activity. Gene Ontology annotation, biological process: G protein-coupled receptor signaling pathway.
CAAAGCUUCACAUUAAAAAGCACUGGUAUUGUAGGCAGGAUGAAUAUAUUUACUUCAACGAUGAGACGCCUUAAUAGGAACCAGGUGAAAGGUUCUUAACACAUAAAAAUUAAAAGCGUUCUUACAGCAUAGAUGAAGAGUCAUCAUUCUUUUUUUUGUCGAUAAGCUGCAUCGUCAUGAACAACAACGAGACUAAUUCAACAACAAAUUCUCCCCUCAAGAACAACUCUACUCCUUUUCCAAUAAUUCUCUCAUGUACGGUUCUUCUUGCACUAUUCUCACCAAUAGCAGUGAUAGGAAAUGCUCUUGUUUGUGCUGCAAUUUUGAGGAACUCGUCACUCAGAACACCGUCUUACAUUCUGCUCGCUGGAUUGGCCUUAACUGGCGUCUGCAAUGGGUUAUUCGUUCAGCCUUUUUUUGUUGCAAAUGGGUUGAUCUACUUAACAGACACUCAUCAGAUCAAGCUUUUCGAGAAAAUGACCCGGCCGGCCGCCUAUAUCACAACCAAAGCUAUUAGCAGUGGUUGUGGCGCGUAUUGUUUCCAAGUUACGAUGUUGCUGAUGACGUUCAUGUCAAUUGAGCGAUGGCUGCACAUGACCCGUCGAUCUUUCAUCACUGUUCGUCCCACCAGAGUGACGCUUGUAGUACUGUUGCUCAUCCCUAUCCCGUUAGCUUGGACUUUCGUUGAAGAAACCUUUAGUUAUUUAUUUCGCGUUGCUAUUAUUUCAAUUUUGGUGGUUUGCCUUUCGCUCACAUCAGUAGCUUACUUUAAAGUUUUCAAAACAAUUCGCCGCCAUCAGCAGCAAAUUCACGCCAACGAGUUGCAACAAAACUUUGCCCAACCAGCUAUUAACUUCGAGAAAUACAAGAAAUCUGUGUACACAAUCCUUUUUAUUCUAGCUGCUUUCUAUAUAUGUUUCUUGCCCAUAGCUAUCGCUAUGGUGCUAGCGCUUGUUCGUCCGAUAAAUGAAUUCACUAGCUUAUUUCUCACCAUCGCAACGAUACUUGUGCAUUUAUAUCCUUUGCUUAACCCUCUUCUAUAUUUGUGGCGAAUGAAGGAUAUCCGGAAUGAAGUCAGGCAAUUGGUUAAGAAGAUCUUUCUUCAAGGCAACUAAAUUUGGGAACUGACACAAGCCACGACGACAAUGGCACCGAAAACGCUACCAAAGUAAAAAUUCAAUGAGAAGUACAAUGGCUAUGCACGUGCGUUACAAACUUGUUACAGUUACUAACUGACCUAUCCAAAACAACAACUUGAAAUAACCAAUUAUCCGUGUUCUGGAGAACGUGAGCCCCGACGGCGAAUUAUCAACAUUUCUGUCCAGUCACUUGACAUACUGAGCUGAGGAUAGCUUUAACAGCGACAAACAGCUAGUGAAUUGCACAAGAGAUAUGGGUGAAGGUUAAGAAGAAU